Clunio marinus is the source of this 2858-nucleotide messenger RNA. Lineage: Eukaryota; Metazoa; Arthropoda; Insecta; Diptera; Chironomidae. The record is from the annotation of a GenBank genome assembly.
AUGAGCAACGAGUCGGUCCCAGGAUCACCAUUAAUAUCACCUUUAAUGUCGCCAACUUUACAAACGUCACUAAAAUCUUCAUCAUCAUCAAAUGAAUAUUCAACUUCUCUCGAAGAUGUUGAAAAAAAUUUAGAGAAUCUUGAUAAUUUCUUGGUUCUAACUGAAGACAUUUUAUGCAGAGAACGUUAUAGAGAUUGUGAACUUUAUCAAAGAGAAAGAAAAAGAAAGAACAAGUGCGUAAACGCUGUGUCUGCAACACCACCCUUAAGUUUUAAAAAUGGAAAAAUUUUCUGUCUGGGAAAUGAUGGAACAAAGUAUAAUCCUUCAAAUGUUCAGUUGACUCAUGACAUUGUCAAGCAAAUAAUAAAUGAUCAAAAUAAUUAUUUAUGCUUCGAAAACAACUAUCCGAAUUCAGAAAGUUCCAAACAGUCUUCAUUUCCAUAUCAGAACAAAAUUGUGAAAAAAAAUGAAGAAAAUUCGCGUGUUAUAGUUUUUGAAUCGAAAAACAGUCAAACUGAAUGCUUAGAAAAGGAAACAAAGGAAAAUAUUGAAAAAGAACAAAACAUUGAUGAAAAUGACACCAAUACUGAUACCAAAGAUGGAUUAAAAGAACAUGGAAUGGACCUAAGUAAUUCUGAUAUAUUCGGAAAUUUACAUAAAAAUGAUUUGAUGCAAAAAUCAUUACGACGUCUCAUUGGAAGAUUUAAUGAUCGAGCAAAACGAAUGAGAAGUAAUUUAGAAAUGCCUAUAACACCUUCAAGUUCUUGCAGUAAUUUGAAAGAAUCUAAUAUUAAUAAAGAUUGUCAUUAUGAUGACAAUGAAGAUGUUGUUGUGAUGGAGUCAAAUAAUGAACAAAAAUCUAUUGUAGAACAUCAAUCAAACAACAAAAAUAGUCCUGAAUUGAAGAUAAACUACGAGGAUAGUCAAAAAAAUGCAACAAAUUUACGCCGAACAGUUUUUUGCUUCUCUGAUGCAGUGCUAGAUCCGCAAGGUAGAUUCUAUAUUUCGUGGCUUUUCAUAGUCACACUUUCAUUUUUAUAUAAUGCUUUUGUGAUUCCAUUGCGAACAUCGUUUCCUUUUCAAACAACGGAAAAUAAACACAUUUGGAUAAUAACUGAUCUUUGCUGUGAUGUAAUUUAUCUAAUUGAUCUUUUAUUUAUAAAACAUCGUACAAUGUAUCUCUACGAGGGAUUUUGGAUUCGUGAUUGUCAACUUACACGAAAAAAUUACAUGAGAAAGCUACAAUUUAAAUUAGACGUUUUUUCGCUAAUUCCACUUGAUCUUCUAUAUUUACAUCCAUAUUUUGGAACAGGCGCAGUUUACUUGAGAAUUCCUCGUUUACUGAAAAUUCAAUCAUUUUGGGAAUUCUUUAAACUUUUAGAUCGAAUAAUUGCUUCCCCUCACAUGCUUAGAGUCGGAAAAACAUUAUCAUAUAUGCUUUAUAUGAUCCAUUUAACUGCUUGUAUUUAUUAUGCAGUCAGCUACUAUAAAGGACUUGGAUCUAAUAGGUGGGUCUUUAGUGGAAAGGGACAUCCAUACGUGCGCUGUUUCGCUUUUGCUACCAAAACAGCUACUUCUAUUGGAAAAAACCCAAAACCAUAUGAAGUUGAUGAGUAUUUGUUCAUGACAUGUGCAUGGCUCAUGGGAGUAUUUGUUUUUGCGUUGCUCAUAGGGCAAAUUCGUGAUAUAAUUGCUACAGCUACACGUUCCCAGUCUGAAUAUAAACAGCUUGUCGACGAAACUCUUGAAUAUAUGAGACGUUUAAAUUUACCUACCGAAAUGCAAAGACGGGUGAAGCAAUGGUUUACAUUCACUUGGGAACAACAAAGAAGUCUUGAUGAAACUCAUAUUCUUGACACACUUCCAGCAAACCUUAAAACAGAUAUUGCUAUUUCUGUUCAUAUUCAAACACUUUCAAAAGUUCAGCUUUUUGCGGGAUGUGAUGAAGCUUUUUUAAGAGAACUUGUUCUUAAACUUCGUUCAGUUAUUUUUUUGCCAGGUGAUUAUGUUUGCCGGAAAGGAGAAGUGGGUAAAGAAAUGUAUAUAAUCAAAACUGGCCAAAUUCAAGUCUUGGGAAGGACUGACGAAGUUUUGGCGACACUUUGUACUGGACAUUGGUUUGGUGAAAUAAGUUUACUUGAUAUUGGCGGUUCUCAGGGCAACAGAAGAACAGCAGAUGUUCGAUCUAAGGGGUUUUCAAAUCUGUUUGUUCUUUCUAAAUCAGAUUUGCAGGAAGUAAUCGUGCAUUACGAAGAUGCCAGAGCAGCUCUUGAAAGUAGAGCAAAGGUGAUUCUAAAAGAAAAUGAAACAAGAGAUAAGGAAAAUGAAAAAGAUAUUUCUCCUACGUCAAAAAUAAAUAAGAGUACACAUGUUGUUAUUAGUAACCCUACGAAACCAACUUUCCAGCCUAAAUUCCUCGACGCCGUCAUACAAGCUUUACCAGCUUAUUCACCUGCACUGCAGUUGCUAACUAAAGGAUCAAAGCGUUACAAAAAUAAUCAAGUUGGAAUUAUACCUACAGAAAUUUCCUUCCAAAAUGAGCUCAAUGAAAAAAAAGAUAAUAAUUUUGACUCUUGCACUAACUUAACAGACACACAAAAAGAAAUUUUCAAAUGUGUUAGAAGAAAACAAAUCAGCGUUGAUAAUAAUCCGGAAAAUGAGAAUCAAGUUGAAUCCAAAGUGGAAUGUCAUGAAACUUUAUAAUAAGAUUUACACAAAUAUCUGUUAUACAAUAGUCUGGAAUUUAGUAAGGCUGGUUAAGCCACAGAAAAAGAUCUUCAACAUAUUAUCCAAAAAAACAGACAUUCAAAUUUAAUUCAUUUAAUGAUACAAUAAAUUUAGCUGUCUAAUUACUUAAU